AUGGUGCCUGCGAUGGAAAAGUUAGAUAUUCAUUCAACUUCUGAAGCUUUUGAGGAUUACUUUGAAAGGUUCGAAAUCUGGGCUGUGACCGAGAAAGAUGAUGAGGAUGCUAAUACUGUGGCACAUUUCCUCACAUUCAUCGGAAAAGAACCGUACAGCUUAUUAAAAACUCUGGCUAUGCCGGAAAAGCCUAUCUCGCUUCCUUAUACAACUCUCAAGGAACUGCUGCUGGACUAUGUUAAUUAUACAAAUUUUGAAUGCAGUACAAGAGGGAGAUCUCGUAAAAUAGUUCAUGACGAUAUAAAAAAUUCUACUACAUUACUUCAUUAUCCCUAUCCAGUGCAUACUCAAUGCUAUGCAGAUGAUUCAUUGAGGAGUUGCAAUGCAUUUCACGAAGAUGGGCACAUGUUUGGUCAGUGUUUGUCCUGUGGCAUGUUCCACUCUCUUAAUUCAU
This is a messenger RNA of Schistosoma curassoni, 454 nucleotides long. The record is from the annotation of a GenBank genome assembly. NCBI's taxonomy places the organism in Eukaryota, Metazoa, Platyhelminthes, Trematoda, Strigeidida, Schistosomatidae.